Molecule: messenger RNA, 1455 nt
Organism: Anthostomella pinea
Lineage: Eukaryota; Fungi; Ascomycota; Sordariomycetes; Xylariales; Xylariaceae
Source: the annotation of a GenBank genome assembly
AUGUCGAGCGUUAUCGAGACGAAGACCUGGACGACCCAACAUGGACACGGUCUGCUUAGCUUCACACGCGAGGGUGGUACCCUACACACAAGUGUCACGCCUGAAGUCAGUACACCGGGGAACAUCCAGGACGCCAUACCACCACGAGACCCCCUUGACGCACCCAGGUAUAUGGCCAUACCCGAAGUCAUCGACCUCGAGAUGUCGGACCCCGAGCCGCCCGAGCUUCCAGAGCAGAGAGGCAACGAGAACCGCCACGCUUCGCGCAGUGACUCCGAUGAGGAACCGCUCUGCCGAAAACGCGUCGAGAAGAGAAAAGCAGAAGCCCACACGUCAAUACCCAUACCUCCGUCCAAGAGAGCGAAACCCAACAGUAUAGUAGCCGAGGCCAGCACCCCGCCCGGCGGAGGCCCUAAAGAAGACAGCCGAGGCCUGCGCACGCUCACGAAGCAAGACGUGGAAGGCAAAGAUCACGUCUUCGAAUUCCCGCCCAAUGCAGGCCUUUACUGGGUUACCCGUUGCCGACUCUGCCCUGACAAGCACUUCAAGGUCUGUCCCUUGACUCAAAUGCAAAAUUUCAAGGUCCACGCGCAGAGCAGCGAGAGACAUAAAAAUGUCGUCUUCGACGCUCAGUCUGUCAUAGAUAACGAUCUCGUUCUAGUCACCGGCGCAAACCUGGCGUGGGCGCGAAAAAGCAAUGAGUUACUAGGCUGGGGAUUAGACCCCCGGAAAGAAAACCCAAAGGGCUACCAGAUUCCCGAGUAUAUUGCCCGGCUACUCAAAGCUCGCCGCUGCACCCUGGCGAAGAAGAAGUUCCGGCCCCUAAAGCCCAAGCCAGCAGUAUACGACUGGCGAAGACAGCCCGCAGACCACAGGCCCCAGACUCAGCAACCCCCGAGCCUUCCCCCAAGUCACUCGAUCGAUUGCACGACAUUCCAGACGAGACAGUCUCACCACUCGCCGCCUCCUGAGAAACACGGGCCGAGCACAUGUGCCUGGCUGGGUACACCCUGGCUGGGUACACCCCACAGCACUGCCAGCCCGUUACCCGUCGAGCAACAAAAGCGGCCAACAGACCAAUCGCUUCCACCAUUCAGAGACCUCCGUCACGGCGAUACCAUCCACGCACCGCCUGUAAUGGCCGCACCGCCAUCCACGCGUCAGCAGCGAACGCCGUCGCUGGAGUACGGCGGCUCAGGGAGCUCCCUGGGGCCCUCGCCCCGCGAGGAAACUCCGAGAUGGUCCGUACCAGAGCCACGGUCGCAACCACAAGCACAACCACAGCCCCGUCAUUGGGGAAGUGGCCCCACUCACACCGGCUGGUCGGUCGGAGCAGCUCCAGAGCUAAAGGACGCUGCCGAGACGAGGAGGAGUGCAAGUCCGGGCCCAUGGAUCAAUAUCGACGCGGACGAGGAUGCAGUGCGGAAGUUCGAGCCGCCAGACUCGGACGAGUAG